AUGAACGCUGAAGACAGACACAAAAUAUUCAUUGCACGAUUAAAUCUUCACGACGAACUGGACCGCAGAUCUCGGUCACAGCCUGGAUUUCUGCGCCGAAAUUUGAGGGUUGUUCUGGAUCAGCACGAACACCUACUUCAGCUAGAGCGAGGACAUGCUCCGACAAGUCAGAGCGCAAUCGACCACGAGCCACGAACUUCCAAGUGGGAUUUGUACGCCGAGGAAAUUUUACGCCGCAUGAUGAAGAACAGAGAAACGAUUCGCAUCGACCACCUUCGUCUGGUCGCUUUCCGUGACGGGAGCCACGGCGGCAGUGAUCGGAACGCGACUCGUCAGGAUGUGUUGUCUGGCGCGUAUGCCGCUGAUCGACCUCCCUGGCUACCGGCUUCUGAUGUAUGGAGAGUAUGGUGCCAAGUGUUUGUGAAGAUUGCGCAUCGAUCCGACGCUCAAAGCAUAGUAUACUAUGAAUUGCGCGAUGCGCAAAUAACGCGGCACGAGCUCAAAGGACGUCCGCCGGAGUUUGAAAUCGCCUUGGAAGAACCAUUCGAGAUCAGAAUAGACAAGCUCAAGGCCGAAGCUGUGUACGACAACGACGGCGGCACUAAGCGCACGCGCGCAGCUGACAAUGACGGACAUUCCAUGAGAUUCGGGAUCAGAUGUCAAACCUCUGAAGACGCGGCAGAGCUUCUGAGUCAACUGGAACCCCGCAACGUUUCCACCUACCAGUUUGCAUCCGUAAUUGAUGCGAUGUUGACCUGUUCAUGGGACGCUCUCCCGAACGUUCCAUCGCCAGGACACCUAAUGAAGCUCAAGCGCGCACAUGAGGAACGGAGCCCUAACAUGCAAUAUGGCGUCGAGGCCAGCAUGUUUCACAGCAAGAACUUGCCCACAUCCAGAUACAACAGAGCGCUACGUUUGAGGGGUGAAGCGCGGCAGCUACCGACUCCAAGCGUGUCUGACGACCUCGAGAGCAGCCGGCCAAAGAUGCAAGUCCACUACCUCACGACAAUAAAUUUCGUUACGCGCGGGGCGGUCAUGGUCGGGCUGAAGUGCAUACUCUGUCAACGCGACAUCGAGCACUCCAGCCCUGAGCGGCUGAUGCUGCAUUAUCUGACCAAUCAUGAUCACCUCAAGUGGACUAUCGACUACGAGUACUCGACCGACAGUCUGCUGCUGGUGAGAGUCGAGGUUGGUGAUGCAGUACCUACUCAGAAUGAUGUGGAGGAAAUCCACGGAGACGAAAUCGAAUGGGUAGCUCCCAAGUCGGCUUUCAACCUCAAGGCUCACUUGCAAGGUGAUCAGGAAUGGGUGCUUCCUGCUCCGAAAAGCAGCAAAUCGGUGCACAACACCCCACGACAUCCAAAGAGCACCAAAAUGCUCGGGAGGAAAGACAAGCCGCUUGCCCAGCCUUUGCUCCAAGCACUGGCAAUGGAGAGCCGCAAGAGGAAAAUCACCGCACCUGAAGAUGUCGUAGAUUUGACCCCUUACCAGCGCAAGAGACAUCCAGUGCCUGAAGUGGAAGGCAUCUCAUUCUACCGGACCAUCUCGAAACAGCGAAUUGCUCCCGGGACCGAGAUCAGCGAUAGCGAGGACGAAGCCGACACGUCGUGGGUGUUGCAGAGCCAGCGAAGAGAUCAGACUCAACUGGGCGUGUCACAAGUAGCGCGAGACUUCAACGAGUUGUUUAAUACGCAUCUCGACGAGGAGACGCCGCUUUCCGACUCCUUCACGAGAGAUGCGGUUGUGCGCUUCACCAGGAAGUUCAAGGCGCGGCUGGGCACUGGAAGUUGGAGGGACGAGUUUGAGAGAAAGCUUCGGCAACUCGAAUCGAAGAAGAUUGUGAACGCGGACACGGUCAGAUACUGCUUGGAACUGGUCACUAGCCCCGGCGAAGAUGUCCCGCAAAUGAACGGAGCACACAAGGACCAGGGAGAGAGUGAUUCUGACCGAAGAGCUAUUGGCGAACAGCUUGGCGUCACUUCGCCUCCGCCGGCUUCUCGCAAGGCAAAGAUGAAACCUCUGGGUUCUCGGAAAAUUUUGUGCGCGAGGCCUGGCAGCGCAAAUUCGCACAAACUCUUUCACAUCACAGAUCUUCUUCGCGACGGUGACGAUCGGGAGCGGGACGAUAUACGGCCCCGGGAUCUAGAUUACGGACGGCUGGUUCAGCUCCUGGAACAAGACCUGGGGUUCAGACGCGACACGGAUCACAUCGUCUGCACUGUCGUCAAUACGAAGACAUACCACCCAAUCGCCCACCAGAACGAUCUAAUCUCGGCGCUAUCGGACCACAAAGUAUUGACUGCGAAGGCGUCAGGUUUGAUACUCUUUGAGCUACGCGACAAAGCGUCGUUCGAAAAAGGGUUGGAACGGAGCCGGAAUCUUAGCACUGAGCAGGCUAGAGGACUACUGGAGACUUCCAAAGAUGGCAAGAAAGCUGGUGCGAAGAAGAAGGAAUGCAUUUGCGGAGUUGAAGUUGAAGCUAUGAGAGGCGCCUUCUCAUGUGGAAACGCUUCAUGCUCCAGAAACUUUCACUUGGCCUGCCUGAUUAUGGACCGGCGGCCGGACGCAACGUGGACGUGUGAGGAUUGCUCUCAGUGA
Messenger RNA from Zymoseptoria tritici IPO323, 2598 nucleotides. RefSeq lists its product as uncharacterized. NCBI's taxonomy places the organism in Eukaryota, Fungi, Ascomycota, Dothideomycetes, Mycosphaerellales, Mycosphaerellaceae. The record is from RefSeq and is a predicted model, not a curated record. The transcript has a single exon. Bases 1 to 2598 code for a protein of 865 amino acids.